Sardina pilchardus (European sardine) is the source of this 1628-nucleotide messenger RNA. It is a transcript of the gene amn, whose product is annotated as amnion associated transmembrane protein. Gene Ontology annotation, cellular component: apical plasma membrane; endocytic vesicle. Lineage: Eukaryota; Metazoa; Chordata; Actinopteri; Clupeiformes; Clupeidae. The transcript has a single exon. The coding region runs from base 4 to 1425 and encodes 473 amino acids. Gene Ontology annotation, biological process: intracellular protein localization; receptor-mediated endocytosis. The record is from RefSeq and is a predicted model, not a curated record.
AAGAUGUCCCUCCAGGCAGUCACACUCAUCUGGCUCGCCCUUUUCAGUCCCGCAUCUGCCCUCUACAAGCAGUGGAUCCCAGACACCAACUACGAAAAUGCCACAAACUGGGAUAAGGGCUCCGUUCCGUGCGGGACAGACAGGGUGCACUUUGCGGCCGAGAGAAGGGUGUCGGUGUACGUGGAGACGGUGCACUCGGUGCUGGAGAUGAGGCUGCCCGUGGACGGGGAGCUGGUCCUGGGCCCGGGGGCCGCCUUCGUGUCGUCGGGCGGCAGCGACCCGGCCUGCGGGGCCGGAGUGACGGCCGGGUUCAAGGACUCGGAGGGCCUGAGGUGGUUCGACCCGGGGCUGUGGCGGGCGGCGGCGUCCUGGGACGACCUCCAGGCCGGCCGCUACGUCUUCUCCGUGCACGAGGAGAGCGUGCCGUGUCAGCAGGACGACGUGGUCUUCCGUCCGGCCUCGUCCUUCCGGGUGGACGUCUCCUCCGGUCAGCGGACGGUGCCCGUGCGGAGCGUCUCCGUCCAGGGUCAGAAGUUCAGCUCCGGCUCCUCCUUCUCCCAGUACCUGGCCUCUCGCUCCGGCAAGCUGCAGUUCCAUGGCUCCUCCUCGCCAGACGUUGUGCCCUCCGGCUGCAGCGACCCGUCGGGGUGCGAGUGCGGGAACGCGGCGAAUCGCGAGCGGAUCUGCGCCAGCGUCGCGUGCCCCGAGCUGGCCUGCCCGAAGCCUCUUCGCCCGGUGGGCCACUGCUGCGACGUCUGCGGCGCCGUCGUCUCUCUGCGGUUCUCCGAGGCGUUUAACCUGGAGUCGUAUCGCCAGCGCCUGCUGCAUCUCGUCCUGAACAAACCCGGCUACCAGUCCGUCCGGCUCGGCCUCUCCAAGGUGCGGGAGGAGCAGAAGCUGCUGGGGUUCAUCCCGCGCGCGGCGGAGCCGAAGAUCCAAGCGCUGCUGCUGGAGAACAACGGCGAGUCCACCAGCCGGCUGGCGGAGGCGGCGGCGAAAGACAUCGCCGCGGAUGCCCGCGCCAACGGUGCCAACCUGGGCAUCGAAGAGGCAGAACUAGGCCUGUCGUCUGGCGAUGCGGGCGCAGGGGCGGGUACGGUGGUGGGGGUGGUGUUAGCCGUCGUGCUGAUCGUGGCACUCGUGCUGGGCGUGGGGGUCUAUCUCCACCGCCGCGGGACCAUCACUCUGCCCAGUUUGCCCUCCAUGCCCUCCAUGCCCUCCAUGAAGUCCUGGAGGAAGGACAGCGAGGUGGGCGAGCUGGGCGGACCGAUGGACCACGGCUUCGACAACCCCAUGUUCGACAAGCCCACGCUCAUGCCCUCUGAGCCGGACCUGUACGUGGACAGUGGGAAGGCCAUCUCCAUCACUCCGUCGGGAGUGCACUUUGCCAACCCUGCUUAUGAUGAGACGGACUUUAAUGCCUAAACGACCGGACCUCUGCUGAAUUUUCAGUCACCUAUCUCACAAACAAAUCUAAGAAUCGUAAAGUACAUUUUCACAAUGAUUAUUUGAAGCAAAAGAAAAGAAGAAAGAGAAUGCAUAAUACUCUGAUUAGUAUGUGAAAUAUCCUUUAUUGCAGACAUACAAUUAUUUCAAGUAUUUGCUGAAAAUAAAGUAAAAGAUACAAA